This is a messenger RNA of Exaiptasia diaphana, 962 nucleotides long. RefSeq names its product hepatoma-derived growth factor-related protein 3. Gene Ontology annotation, cellular component: nucleus. The transcript is spliced from 5 exons. Bases 102 to 851 code for a protein of 249 amino acids. The record is from RefSeq and is a predicted model, not a curated record. Gene Ontology annotation, biological process: regulation of transcription by RNA polymerase II. NCBI's taxonomy places the organism in Eukaryota, Metazoa, Cnidaria, Anthozoa, Actiniaria, Aiptasiidae. Gene Ontology annotation, molecular function: double-stranded DNA binding; transcription coregulator activity.
ACGCCAUUUUGAUUUUUGGAGAAAGUUUUGCAGAGAGCAUAUUUUAGGUCUUUUUUUAAGCACUAUUAACAAUUUUCUAAUUCUUAUUUAUUUCAUUUGUUAUGGCUUUUAAACCGGGUGAUCUCAUCUGGGCUAAAAUGAGAGGCUAUCCUCACUGGCCGGCUAGAAUUGACCUUCCAGCUGAAAAUGAGAAGAUCCCGGCUAAAAAGUUUCCCAUAUUUUUCUUUGGUACUCAUGAAACUGCAGUGAUGCAAGGUAGAGACUUAUUUGAAUAUGAAAAAUACAAAGCCAAGUAUGGAAAGCCCUCAAACAGAAAAUUUUUCAAUGAAGCCCUGGAGGAAAUUAUCAAAGACCCUAAAGUACGUUAUGGCCAGCGUGGCCAGCCGACGGAAGAGUCUGAAUCAGAGGAAAGCUCUGAAGAUGAAGAAGAAAGCAAAGAAGAAGAAAAAGAUGAGAACGAGACAGAAGGAAAUGAAGUCAAACCAAACAAGAUUCAAGGAAAGCGUAAGUCAAGUACAGAAAACAAAAUACCAGCGAAGAAGAAGAAAACUGCAAAAGAAGAAGAACCAGAGAGUGAACCUGAGGUAACAGAAUCUGAAGAAAGUUCUGAAUCAGAACCAGAGGAAUACAUCCCGGAAGAAAAAAGCAAGCCAAAGAAAGCAGCAUCUGCAAAGAAAACACCAUUAAACAAAGCCAAGAAGUCUAAGCAAAUUAUAAGUAGUGAUGAAAGCAGUGAAGAAGACGAUGACGAAGACCAAGACGAAAAGAAAUCUAAAGGGAAAGAGAAGACUAUUGAGGUGUGUACAUGUGUAUUUCUGUUGUCAAUGCCUUGUAGCCUUCUACAAGUAUAACAUUUUUUUGCCCAUCACCAAUCAAAUGUGAAUGCAAUGACCAAUCUCACUUACAUGUACAUUGGUUGUAGUACUGAACUAGUUGUGGGUGGCAAGGGUGGUCUAGUGGUU